AUGUUGGGUAUACCUCUCCACGUUGAGGUGGUGAAACGAAAUCAAAGCGUUGCUAGUGUGGAACAUAUAACAGAAAUUGUGCAUUCAUAUUUAAGCAAUUUCACUUCAUUGAAGCCAGGUUUGACCUUGUCUGAAACUGAUUUGGAAGGUCAAGAGCUUAAAAGUCAUGUUUUCUCCAUAACUUUUUGUAAUAUUGGACACGAUACAGAAGUAGCAAUGACAGAUUGUGAAAUAAUUUAUCAUGUUUAUACGCUAAACACAUUUGGAUCUCAGACAGACACUAUGACGGACGAAUCUUCAGGCGAAGAUAUACACGCAGCAGACGUAUGGGCACUUCCAACUCAAGAGUUUCAUGGACUAUGGGAAAGCCUUAUUUAUGAUUCAAAACUAAAAGAAGAUACAUUGCGUUUUGUUGAAACUGCUUUUGAGUUUUCCGACCGAUGUGUGAAUCCUAAUAUAAUUGGCUGUAACAGAGUGGUAUUGCUUCAUGGACCGCCUGGAACAGGAAAAACUAGCUUAUGUCGUGCACUUGCUCAGAAACUUGCUAUACGAAUGGCUGACAGAUAUCCACGCGCUCAUCUUCUUGAAAUUAAUGGUCAUGGACUGUUUUCAAAAUGGUUUUCUGAAAGUGGAAAGCUUGUUGCUAAAGUAUUUGACCGCAUCAGAGAGAUUGCUGAGGAUAAACGUUUGCUUGCUUGCAUUCUGAUUGAUGAGAUAGAGUCACUAGCACAUGCACGCCGUGCAGCAAUGGCAGGUCUUGAACCUUCAGAUUCAAUUCGAGCUGUUAAUGCAAUACUGACACAAUUAGAUAGACUGAAACGUUACCCUAAUGUUUUAGUUUUGACUACAUCCAAUGUUACAGGGGCUAUUGAUGUGGCUUUUGUUGAUAGGGCCGAUAUUAAACGUUUGGUGGGGCCACCAUCUGCUCGUGCUGCCUAUGAUAUUCUUAAGGGGUGUUGUGAAGAAUUAAUGGCUCAUGAAAUAAUUGUUCCCAGAGACCUUUUGUUUGGCUUGCAAGUGUUAGAGACGGCCAACUUUUCAGACACUGAAGGUUCUCGCUCAUCAUUACGUCUACGCGAAGUAGCAUGUGCAGCAGCCGCCGCCAAAAUAUCGGCGCGUUCACUACGACGACUACCAUUCUUAGCACGCGCUUUGUAUGCCACUAGACAUACAAAUUUAAUUAACUUUGUUGAUGCAUUACAGUCUGCAUUAAGACAGUACCUUGAGGAUACACAGACUUUAAAUGAUGAAAACUAA
Messenger RNA from Pieris macdunnoughi, 1257 nucleotides. NCBI's taxonomy places the organism in Eukaryota, Metazoa, Arthropoda, Insecta, Lepidoptera, Pieridae. The record is from the annotation of a GenBank genome assembly.